Molecule: messenger RNA, 3989 nt
Organism: Durio zibethinus
Lineage: Eukaryota; Viridiplantae; Streptophyta; Magnoliopsida; Malvales; Malvaceae
Product: cyclin-like protein
Source: RefSeq, a predicted model, not a curated record
UCUGUUAAAUUAUGCCUCGAGGGAAAAAAAAAGUUUGGGACUUGGUCACCAGAAUGGCAGUGAUGUAAAUUUUCAUCCAUCUUUACACGGGAGUCAUAUAAUCGACAAAUUAGGGUUCAUGCCUAUGGGUCCAACUACAGCCCUACUUCCUCUCCUGUAAAAGAAAGAAAACCAAAAGAUAUAUCCUUUUCUCAUAUUCUGAUUUUUCCUUCAUCAUAAUUCAUACUACUACUACUACUUAUUACGAACGCUCCUGCAAACCCUCCUAUAAACAUCACCACAAAUCAAAACCUAAAAACAAGAAAAAUUCUAGUCCUAUAACAAAUGGACGCGUAUCAACAACAACAGCCGCACCGCUACAUGAGACCUCCGCCGCCACCACUCCCAUCCCAACCACCACCCCCGAUGGAUGCCCACCUCCAAUACCACCCUCAAUACCAUCACCAACCACCCCCGCUUCCCCCAAGAGCAGCUGCACCUCCACCACCGGGCUCAUGGUACUCCAACCAAUUUCAGUACCAGCAACAUCACAACCAAUCUCACACUACUCCCUCACCCCCUCCUCCUCCCCCUCAGCAACCGCCUUCCCCGUGGGGUCCACCUCCCCACUCCGAUCAUUCCGCUUAUCCUCCACCUCCUCUUCCUUAUCCUUCCCACCCCCACAACGUAAGUAACCACUUCCCUCCACCACCUCCUCCUCCUAGACCUUAUAUGCCUCCUGCACAGAUUCCCCAUUCUUUCUCUCACGGAAAUCAGGAAUGGAGCAAUCCAAAUUGGUCUCAUCAACAAGCCCACAAUGUGGAAGAUUGGGGAGCCAAAGCUAGAGAAUGGGCAAACACUAGGGCUGCCAUGCAGGAUCAGCCAAUGCAAUCACAAAUUACUCUAGCUGGCAGGCCAGAAGAACAAAAUCAUUUUCAUGAUCCAUAUUCACAAGCUGUUGAUUCUCAUUAUAUGGAUUCCCAACAGUCACUGCCAGCUUCUAGCUAUAACAAGUUCCCUGUUACAUCUGCAUCUCCUCAUAGACCACCAACAACUUAUCCCAAUGAAACUUUGUCUAACAGCUCUGGACCGUCUUCAUAUACUCCUGAUGGUUGUCUGCCUUACCAUGUUCGAGAUGGAACUGCAGCUCUGGACCCAAACAAUGGAUUUCUUCACCAAGAAACUUUGCCUACCAGUUCAUCUGUUCAUCAGCAGGAGGUACCUUCUAGUUAUUCUUCUGUUUCAGGGAAGGAAAAUUCUGCAAAUCAAAAGGAGCAGUCAUAUGUGCCAUUUCCCUUACCCAUUCCAUUAGCUCAAGAGGCAGCAUAUCAUAUGCAACCUCCACUGCCUGAUAUUGGUAGAUCAGUGCUGAGUGAGCAAUCCUUUGCAUAUGGCAGUCAGACAGCAGAUCCUGCAGCUGAUCUUAGUGAUCGGCCUUUAGAUUUUACACCUAGGUUUAGUAACGAUCAUGACCCACAAAUGCAGUCCAAUUAUGCUGCUCAUCAUGAAUCAAUGGGAACUGUGAGAGGCAUUGAUCCCAUUGCUGCUGCAUCUUCAAUUAACUCUUGGACUCCUCCAGUAGCACCUGGUGCGGUUUAUCCUCCAGUUCCUCCAGUUCUUCCUUCAGGAGCACAGCAUGAUCAUCUGUCAGUGCCUUCUUCUGUUUCUGGACACACGGCACCUACUUUUCCAAGGUUUCCUGGGCCAAGUUUUCAGCCGCCCAUUCCAUCUGCCACUGCUCCUUUUGGUCUUGGUACAGGAGCUCAACUUCAUCCUGGUGCAGCCUUUCCUGGUGAUAUGUAUGGAACCAUUUCUGAACGACCCAAAAAGGGUCCUGUGCCUAAUUGGCUUAAAGAAGAAAUAUUAAGGAACAAAGCCACUAUAGCUAAGUCUUCUCUAGAACAUUCUAAAGAGGAAACACAGUCCAUUGAGGAUGAAGCAGUAGAUAAAUCCUUGGCUAAAAGUGAUCAACCAGAUAGCAAAAGCAUUGAUUCUUCUAGAUCAACUGAAGAAGAGGAUGAUGAUGAGGAUUAUGUAGAAGUAGCUAGAACUGCAGCUAUUAACCAGGAAAUAAAACGUGUGCUAACUGAAGUGCUUUUAAAGGUCACAGAUGAGUUGUUUGAUGAAAUUGCAACCAAAGUUGUAAAUGAAGAUAAUUCAACAGUUGAACCAGUUGACCAUGACACUAUUGCUUCAAAUCGCAAGGUCUCACCAUCUUCCUCUCCUGUCCCAACUCCUAAGGCUUCUGCAAGGGUACUAAUUCCAGGUAAGGCAAAGGAACCAGACACCUCUGGUGUUGGAGAAAAAUCUAAUUCAAGCUCUCCUGUCAAUGUGUUGGGCCUGGCAAAUUAUGCCUCCGAGGAUGAAGAUGAAGGUGAUGAAAUUCAAAGUUCCAGGAUGCCAGAUUCAAGGAGUAAUGCUGCUGUUGCACAGUCCAGCAUUAAGAAGCUUUCACAAGACAAUGAUGCAACAGAGAAAGAUAAUUCAGAGAUGGUACUUGAUGAACACAGUGGAGUUGAAAAGAAUUGUGGAAGUGAUGUGAGGAGUUCAAAAAACAACAGAGAUGCCACUACUGAUAACAGUGCAGAUAGGAACCAUGACAAGACAUUUUCUUUCAAGACUGUUUCAGGAGAUGAAAUUAACCUUAAUAGUGGAAAGCUGCAAGUUGGAAAAAAUGGUUCUGAGAUGAAUGAUACUUUAGGAGAACUGUUGAUAAAGAAAUCUGAUUCUGAGCUGCCUGACAAAAAUACUGAUAAAAAAUCAACAAAAUCUGAAUCUCAAGGCAGCGAAACAAGAAUAAAAUCAGAUAAGAAUGAUCGACAUGAAAGUAGAAAAAGUUCUUUUAGGAAGGACCCUGGUAGUGAUAUGGAGUUAGAGGUCAGUAGGAGUAGGGAAGAUGAGAAGGCAGAUAAGAAUCAUCUGAGAGAGGAUGUGAUGCUUCGAAAGCGGAAGACAGAAGAUCGAAAUGGCUCAAAAGAGACAGUAAAAGAGCAUAAAACUGGGGGAAAAGCUAAGGAAUCUGAUUCAAGAAAAAGAUCCAACCAUCUUGAUGCAAAGGAUGACAAGAAAAAUGCAGAGAGAUCUAAUAGAGCUAGUGCCAAAGAAGAUGUUGACAGAAAAAGAGGACGGACAAAAGAAGAAGAUAGAUCAAGACAUAAACGUGGAAGUGACUCAAGCAGGCAUAGGGGAAGACGCUCCUCAUCCAUUAGCAGUAGAGGCAGAAACAGCAAGGAUACCUCCAGUUGUCAUGCUAAUGACUCAAGUGAUGAAGCAUCAGAUGGUUCUAAGAGGAAGUUGCAUUCAAGAAAACGAUCACCUUCACCUGUCAGGUCUAGGAGAAGACAAGUUUCGCGGUCACCACAUAGCAAGCAUUCUCAGCGCAGGCAUUCUCCCUACUCUUCUUUUGAGACUACCAGGGGAAAGAGGUCAAGAUCAAGAUCACCUGUUUGGCGAUAGAGAUGAUGAAAAUGAAAAAUUUAAUUUGGUUGAUAAAGGUUUUUGAGCUUGUAAGACAUUUCUGUUUAUAGGUAGAUGUUCCCACAAUCUGGAUCUCUUGAAAUCUGCUUCAGUCAUAUUGGGAGAGGAGCAUGUGGUCAAUUGCUCCAUCUAGUGGAUGAAUGAUGAAGAGGAAAUGGAGAUGGGUGCUCUGCAGGUUCGCGAAGAGGACUGGUGUCGUACAUCUCAGGCAUGAUAAUGAGCAUUGCUAGAUAUUACAGCUAUUCCUGUAUCCAAAUAUAUUUCCUUGCCUUGCCUUGCCUACCUAGUUUUUGUUGGUCCUACCUAUGUAGUAUGAUAUCUUGCUGUAACUUGUGUUGUUUCAUGUAAUUCAGUUGCUAGCCAGCAGUUUUUUGUCUAUAAUUUCAUUUUUGGCGUUUGAUAUGGCAAAAUCAAGUAUUUACUUUUUUAAUUUUCGCGCUUUAAAGUAUUUUGAAUAAUUCAUGAACAGGAGUAGGAUAAGAGCGUCACAAUAACCCAUCACUCCCAGGUUACUAUGUAGAGGACAGUGCUUA